CAGUUUUCGAGAUAAUACUACUAUGACCACAUUACUGGUUUCAACUUCACUGGCUACACAGAUCCAGAAUAUACGUUUUCCGUCAGUAAAUAACAUAAGGAAUGAACUGAAUUCAGGAGGAUGUCCUCCUCUUUGUAAACUUGCCUAUAUGCGAUGUUUCAACUCACUCAGUGAAUCCAUACUUCGAGUUCUCCUUCGCGAAAAUCGAAUGUGCGCAUUGCAGUGUAAACAGCGAAAGUCAGUAGUAACAUUAAGGUUCGACAGUUCACUGAAUCUGAUUUAUUAUCCAUCGAGGUCACAGUUCCAUAUACAGAGACGAGGUUUUCGGACGCAGCGAUUGGAAAAAGUAGAGAAACCAAAGAAAGGAUUUUUUGCAAUUUUGGGCAUCAACACAAUCGAAAGUGUUCGACGAAAAGGCCCGCAAACAAAAGCUUUUCGCGAAAAACUAAAGACAGUAUCUGAUAAUGAUAGGAAGGGUUUUCUGGAAGGGUAUAUGGCUGCUUUGGAUUACUCAAACGAACAGAAACAGAAGAGAUCAUUAGUCCGGACAGUUCUUUUUUCGGCUACGGUAGUUGGAUUGGGAAUUUACAUUAUUUUCAAGUCAUUUGGUAUUCCACAGACAUCUCUUUUCACUUCGGUGGAAGAAGUUGAUCCAGAAGUCAUCGGUGUUACGUUCAAAGACGUUCGCGGUACCGAUGAAGCGAAAAACGAAUUACGUGGAAUUGUAUCAUAUCUCCGGGAUCCAGAGCGAUAUACACAGCUGGGUGCACGUCUUCCAAAAGGUGUGCUUUUGGUCGGUCCCCCUGGAACAGGCAAAACACUUCUGGCGAAAGCAAUUGCUGGUGAAGCUCAGGUACCUUUUUUUCAAGCUUCGGGCUCUGAAUUUGAUGAAUUAUUUGUUGGACAAGGAGCACGUCGCGUAAGAGAUCUUUUUGAUGCAGCUCUACUUCGUCCUGGCCGCUUUGACAUUCAAGUUCAAGUUCCUUAUCCCGACUUAGAAGGGCGCAAAGAAAUUAUACAAUUAUACUUAGGCAGAAUAUCAGUCAAUGACGACGUAAAUGAAGAUGUUCUAGCUAGAGGAACCACAGGAUUUACUGGAGCCGAAAUUGAAAAUAUGAUAAAUCAAGCAGCUCUUAAAGCAGCAGGGGAUGGAUUUAUGAAGGUCACUAUGGCACACAUGGAAGAAGCGAAAGAUCGUGUUAUGAUGGGACCGGCACGAAUUCGUGGUCGACUUCCGGAUGAGGAAGCUAAUCGUAUUACUGCCUUUCAUGAAGCAGGUCAUACUCUUGUCAGUAUGUACACGAAACAUGCAAUUCCAGUUCAUAAAGUGACAAUUAUACCAAGAGGUGGCUCACUGGGACAUACAACUAUGUUACCGCAGAAGGAUGAAUAUCACGUGAAUCGAGCUCAAAUGCUGGCACAGCUGGAUAUUUUAAUGGGUGGUCGAGUAGCUGAAGAGCUUAUCUUUGGCCCAGAAAAAAUAACUACCGGUGCUGGUGAUGACUUGAGGAAAGCAACAGACCUUGCAAAAAAGAUGGUCAAGACUUUCGGAAUGAGCGAUAAGGUAGGCUUGAGGAUCGCAGACGAUGAGUCGAGAUCGCUAAUAGCUGUUAAUCAGCUGAGCUCACCAUUGUCAGAGAUGAUUGAUAAAGAAAUCGGUCGCCUCUUGAAGGAAUCUUACGAACGUGCGAAGGAUAUACUCAUUAAACAUAAGAAAGAACAUGAACUUUUGGCUGCAGCAUUACUGCAACAUGAGACGUUAUCAAUAGAAGAAGUGAAAGAGUUGCUUCAGAAUGGCAAACUGCUUUCACAUGCUCCAGAAAAACAAGAAGGGUCGAAAAGCAGGAAAUCAUCCGUGCGAUACAUCUAUAAAAAUCCAAGUGUGAUUAUAACGCCAAUCGAUGAAACUAUUCCGAAAGAGGAAAGACAGAUCUAG
Loa loa (African eye worm) is the source of this 1936-nucleotide messenger RNA. RefSeq names its product ATP-dependent metalloprotease YME1L1. Lineage: Eukaryota; Metazoa; Nematoda; Chromadorea; Rhabditida; Onchocercidae. Gene Ontology annotation, cellular component: mitochondrial inner membrane. Gene Ontology annotation, biological process: mitochondrion organization; protein quality control for misfolded or incompletely synthesized proteins. Gene Ontology annotation, molecular function: ATP hydrolysis activity; ATP-dependent peptidase activity; ATP binding. The transcript is spliced from 14 exons. The record is from RefSeq and is a predicted model, not a curated record. The coding region runs from base 23 to 1936 and encodes 637 amino acids.